Messenger RNA from Vanessa atalanta (red admiral), 738 nucleotides. RefSeq names its product facilitated trehalose transporter Tret1-like. NCBI's taxonomy places the organism in Eukaryota, Metazoa, Arthropoda, Insecta, Lepidoptera, Nymphalidae. Gene Ontology annotation, biological process: transmembrane transport. Bases 1 to 738 code for a protein of 245 amino acids. Gene Ontology annotation, molecular function: transmembrane transporter activity. The record is from RefSeq and is a predicted model, not a curated record. Gene Ontology annotation, cellular component: membrane. The transcript has 4 exons.
AUGUCUAGCAUAAUACAAAUCAACUACCCAGAUCCUGGAUUUUGGACGGCAACUUCUAUGAUUCAAUUAGGGUAUGGAGUUUGGGUGAAUUUAUCAAUGGUGACAAUUGGAUUAGCUUAUGGUUUCUCAGCUGUGGCACUGCCUCAACUAAGCUUACCCGAAUCUUUGGUAAAAGUGACAAUCGCUGAUGAAUCAUGGAUCGCCAGUGUCAUAUCUUUAGCUUCCCCAGUUGGUUGUGUUUUGUGCGGUUAUUUGAUAGAUAAAUUUGGGAGACGUACAAUGAUAAUUUACAGUCAACUACCGGUUUGUGUCGGAUGGUUGUAUACUGGUAUUGCGAGCUCUGCCAAACAUCUAAUACUAGGUAGAAUUAUUACUGGCGUGGGUCUUGGAAUGGUGAUGUGCGUUCCUAGAGUUUAUAUGACAGAAGUUUCACUACCGAAUAUGAGGGGUGUGAUAGGCUCCUUCCCAAAUAUCGCUAUGUCUCUUGGUCUUACUAUGCAGGCUGCUUUAGGUUCUAUGUUGAGAUGGCCAACGCUGUGCUACGUAGGCUCUGCCUAUACAAUGUCAUUAUUUUUAAUGAACUUUUGUCUUCCUGAAACACCAUAUUAUUUACUUCAAAAAACGUCAAUAGAAGAUGCGCAGGUGUCUCUCAAGAAAUUCCGUUCAAAGAAAUAUAAUAUCGAAGCGGAGAUGGAAGAACUUAUAGAUUUUAAGAACGAGAAUGAUAUUCAUAAGUAA